AAGUCAAUACUCUGACAACUACCAUGGCAGCGAAAGCGGCACCAUCGUACUUGGAGCAUACUCGCGAUACUGAUGGACCCGAGCUUUGGUGUGUGCCUAGUAUCGAGCUAGGCUCCGCCACACCAAACACCUUUUAUGGGGUGACCAUGGCUUCCGGCCAAUUCAACGCCACUGAUGAAAAUGGUAUUGAUGGAGCGAUAGAGUACGAGCCAAGCGUGGGUGCCCCUGAUGCAGGUGGCUUCCUCUUUCCUCCCGGUCCCACCACGCUAACCGUCACUGUUAGGGAUGUCUGCGGUAAUCCUUCGACAUGUGAAAUCCUAAUCAUCAAUACACGUUUAGGUGGAACCUCCUAG
This is a messenger RNA of Strongylocentrotus purpuratus (purple sea urchin), 353 nucleotides long. RefSeq lists its product as uncharacterized. NCBI's taxonomy places the organism in Eukaryota, Metazoa, Echinodermata, Echinoidea, Camarodonta, Strongylocentrotidae. The coding region runs from base 24 to 353 and encodes 109 amino acids. The record is from RefSeq and is a predicted model, not a curated record. The transcript has 3 exons.